This is a messenger RNA of Suncus etruscus (white-toothed pygmy shrew), 2142 nucleotides long. RefSeq names its product leucine rich repeat, Ig-like and transmembrane domains 3 (gene LRIT3). Bases 1 to 1956 code for a protein of 651 amino acids. NCBI's taxonomy places the organism in Eukaryota, Metazoa, Chordata, Mammalia, Eulipotyphla, Soricidae. Gene Ontology annotation, molecular function: protein binding. The record is from RefSeq and is a predicted model, not a curated record. The transcript has 4 exons.
AUGCACCUCCCAGCAUGUCUGUGUGUUGUGCUUAGCGUUUUGGAAGGAGUGAGGGGCACAUGCCCCUCACAGUGCUCCUGUGAUGCCCUUGGCAGGGACAACGACGACACCGAAUUCAGGGCGGUGCUGUGCGACGACCCCGACAUGACCGAGGUGCCCCGCGGGGUCCCCGCGGCGACGGAGCGGCUGCGCAUCGAGAAGACGGCCGUGCGCCGCAUCCCCGCCGACGCCUUCUACUACCUGGGCCAGCUGCGCUCCCUCUGGGUCACCUGCGGCGCGCUGGCCAGCCUGGACGCGCGCAGCUUCUACAACCUGGCCCGGCUGCGCGAGCUGCGCCUGGACGGCAACGCGCUGGCCGCCUUCCCCUGGCCGGCCCUGGGCCAGCUGCCCCGGCUCCGGCGCCUGGUGCUGCGCAGCAACCGGCUGAGCCGCCUGCCCGCCGAGGCGCUGGCCUACCUGGGCCGGCUGGCGCUGCUGGACCUGUCGAGCAACCGGCUGGCCACGCUGCCGCCCGGCUUCCUGGACAGCUGGACCCCCUUGCACCCCGCGCCGAGCCCGGCUGGCCGUCAGGAGCCCUCCGCGAGAACCGUCAUUCUUGGCCUGCAGGACAACCCAUGGCUGUGCGACUGUCACAUUUCCAGGUUAAUUGAGUUGUCCAGAGAUGCCCGCCCUGCUGUGGUGCUUCUGGACCCACAGAUGACAUGCCAUGGACCCGAGCGCCUGGCAGGGAUCUUGUUUGAGCAGGUGGAGCUGGAGCAGUGUCAGAAACCGGCCGUGAGGAUCUCAGCCACACAGAUCACAUCCGUACCAGGCAGCAAUGUUCUGCUGCGCUGUGAUGCCUCGGGCCAGCCCACUCCGCAGCUCAUGUGGGCCAGAGCCCCUGGCUUGCCCCUUAACCACUCGGUAAUCCAGGACUCUCCAGCAGAAGGAGUCCGAUGGUCCAUCAUAAGUCUCACGGGCAUUUCACACAGGGAUGCUGGUGAUUAUAAAUGUUGGGCCAAAAACUUGGCUGGUUCAGCAGUAGCUGUGGUUGCUGUGAGAGUAUUGGAUCCUGCCAUAACCAACCCAGCUCUGGACCCUUGGGAAGGAACAAGAGGUUACCUUGAGCCGGAGGCUCAGCCUGUAUCUCAAAGAUCUUCCUCUGAUCUUAGUUCGUCAUCCACAUUUCACUGGCCUUUGGCCUCUGCAUCUUCCUCAUUCUCCUCCACUGCCUUUGCUUCCCUUUCUACCUUUGCUCCAUCUCUUCCAUCCUCGGUGGCCUUCUCUCCAUCGCCCCAAUUCUCUGCCAUCACUUCUUCCACCACAGUGUUGAACCCUGGUGGGGAGAGGAAGGUUGUGCUGUCAGAGCUGGGCAGAAAGAAGCCUUCUCCAGCCAGUGCCAAUCGAGCAGAAGAACUGGUGGCCUUCGAUGGAGCCAUGCCAGUGGCCCUGGUAGAGAACCUGAGGGUGAUGAGCCAGACCCGACAGAGCGUGACUCUGACCUGGGACCCCGGGAAGAUCCCGUGGACCUCUGAGAUGAUCGUACUGUAUUCCAAGAAUGGCCCAGCCCAGGACCUUCAGCCCCUGAACACAGACAUCAGCCAGAAUCAAGUCACCAUUCCAGGCCUGGAGGCCGGUCAGCAGUACCUGGCCUGCAUCUGCCCCAGAGGGGCACCAGCCCAGAAACAUCAGUGUAUUACCUUUGCCACCGAGGAAGGCCUCGAAGGCAGUGGGCCACAGGGCUGGGCCCUGAUCCUGGCCAGUGGGGCCACCUGUGUGUUUGUCUUGCCACUGCUUUUCUUUCUGCUCUACAAGGUUUGCAAACUGUGGUGCAUGGCGGACUCUCUCAGGGAAGAUGAGUUGGCCAAAGAGACUUACAUCCCGUUUGAGAGCUUGUCCCCUGGCUCACAGAGCCUUGGGGAGUUCUGGACACGACAGCCCAGGGGUGAUCGCGAACGAUUAUUGCUUUGUUCCUGAUCUAGCGUGGACUCCCCGAGACUUUUCAAAGUGAAGGUUAGUGGUCUGAGUAGUGUAUUAAAGUUUUUUGUUUUGUUUUGUGAACUUGGGUGUAAAUAGGCUACAUUUCUUUCAGCAAAUUUGGGAUCCUAAAAGGGUUAGUUUGAAGGAGUAUGAUAAAAGCCUAGAAUGAGACUUUGGAAUGGA